CAGUGGCAGCCCUUGGUCUGCGGGCGGGGAGCGGGUUGAGGCUGGGUGCCGUAGGGCUACACCUGCAGGCGUUAGGACGAGUCAGCCUGUACACACGUUCUGCUGUGUGUGUGCCUGCUCUCUGUCUGAGUCAGGAGCUGAGCCUCGCGGCAGCGAGAGCGGGACGUCGCCUCCUUGCUCUGCCGAGCUGCGGGGUUGACAUCAGCAGCCCUCAGCCGCCGCGGCGGCGAUGCAGCUGCUUGUGCGUGGUUUUCCUUUCCUGACGAGGUUCCUGGUGGUGGAUCCUGCCCGUCAGUGAUGCCUCCUGUGGUCACUGUGCGGUGGAAGGGAUGCUAAGGACGGGUGCUAAACUGUCCGUCUCUGAAGAGGCUCCUGGACAAGUGUCCUUCUGAAAAGCUCAUUUUAUACUGCACAUGAGAAGCAGAAUGCUUUUGCUCAUGUGUUUUGUAUGCCUGCAUAAGAGGUAGUCAUGCUGCAUCCCCUUCACAAUCAGUGGAGAGAAAUGGAUGCUGCUAGACAAGGAUUCGUCUGACCUCUUUAAAACCUUCUCAUGAAGAUGAGGUUGUUUGAAAUAAAUAUACCCAGCUGUUUUGUGGCUCCAAACUAUGGUUAUGCCAGGAAGCUGAUUCUGUAGCUGUUUGUGAAAACAGGCUGAAGGCUUGCAGUGUGCCAGUGAGCAGAAGGGCAUUCAAUAACUAGGAAAAUGACUGGCUUUCUUGGGGAAGAAACAAAGAAGAAACCUUGAUUUCUUGCAUAGCUGGGAGGCAAAGAAAUACAAUCUUGACCCCUGGUUAACUUCAGAAGCAUUUUUCAAAAUAUCUCUUUACUGUGUGGAUCUUGUAACGCUGACACAAACGUGCCUUUGGACUCGUGCAAGCAAAACGUUGGAGAAAUUGACUGGACAAAGCAGUCAUUGAAAGAGUGGCUGUUGAAGAACCAUGACAAAGCACCUGGAGAUCAUCAAUUUGUCAUUUUUGUUGGAACAUGAACGGGAAACAAUAUUGGGAGUUUUGAAGAGAGAUGAGUAUCUGAAAAAGAUUGAAGAUAAAAGGAUAAGGAAAUUGAAAAAUGAGCUUCUGGAAGUGAGAAGGAAAGGUGGAAACCGUCACUGUCAACAGGACAACAGCAGGGUCUGUGUUCGCUGUCAGAAAAGCUUGGGCUUAAUCUUUAACAGGGGAGAUGUGUGCCAAACCUGCAAGCUCCGAGUUUGCAAUAAGUGUCGUGUUGUGGGAACUGAUGGGCAGUGGAAGUGUUCUGUGUGUGCCAAGAUUGCACAGCUACGGAUAGUGACAGGGGAAUGGUUUUUUGAAGAAAGAGCAAAGCGCUUCAAGCAAUCAAAUCUUGGGACUGACGUUGUCAGACAGUCUAUCUUACGCAAGUUCCCAGAUACAGUUUCCAGUAAGGAUGAGGGAAGAAUAUUUAAAGAUCAACCCCAAGAGAAUGAAGAAAAGAGGCCAGAUGUAUCAGUCUCCUCCACAAAUGGGCAUAAAUCAGUCUUCAGUGGACCUAGAAAGAUAGGGAAGCUAAUUAGGGCAGUUACCAAAGGAGAAAUUAUAAAUGCCAAAGAUGAAGGUGAAAGGAAUACAGGCUCAGAAGCUGAAACCCAGAGUCUGCCCAGUGGCAAGUCAACGCCUUGCUCUGAGAGAGGGAGUACUCUUUCAUUGAACAGCAGUGACGCAGAGGCCACUGCAGGCCAUAUGAAAGGGGCUGUGGGUCCCAUGAGCAGAGGCAAUGUUUCCAUACCUUCACUUCCGAGGUCUCCAGCACUCGGCAUGCGCAGCAUGACUGUAGAUUAUAGCAGGGACAUUGUCUUAGACAAUGGCGUGAUUAUUCCAGCAAUUGAAAGCAUACCUGAAGAUUUAGUAAAGAAGCGUGGUAGGAAAGCAUCUGGAGCACCUUCCAUUGCCGUUUCUAGGGUGUCUCUGUCAUCGGAUCGUAGCAGAUCUGAGAUAGAUUUGAGUGAAUCUUUCUCUGAAGGAAAUGAGGAUACUCUGAGCAUAAGAAGCAGAUCUGUACCUAGUGCCUUAGAUCAGGAACUGGAUUAUCUGGGUAAAACAGAAGAAGAUACUGAUGACAUAGUGGCUUCUAGUUAUUCAAGGGAACACGGACAUUUGACAAGUGAAUUAUCACCAAACUCCCCAGAAGGCUCUGACAGAAAAUGGACAUAUUUAAAUGUUCCUGAAACAGACGGUGAUACUACUAGCAUUAACAGCAUGCUGAGUGUAUAUAGUGAAACUGGUGACUAUGGCAACGUGAAGGUCAGUGGUGAAAUCCUUCUCAACAUCAGUUACAGCUACAAAACAGGUGCCCUCAACAUCCUGGUGAGAAGUUGCAGAAACCUGGCCAUUGCAGAUGAGAAGAAGCAAAGGACUGAUCCGUACGUCAAAGCAUACCUUUUGCCUGAUAAGUCCCGCCAAAGUAAACGCAAGACCAAAAUUAAAAGUAACAGCACCAAUCCAGAAUUUAAUGAAACGCUGAAGUAUGUCAUCAGUCACACACAGCUAGAAACCAGGACCCUGCAGCUUUCUGUCUGGCACUAUGACAGAUUUGGACGCAACAGCUUCCUUGGGGAGGUGGAAAUUCCAUUUGAUUCCUGGAACUUUGAAAAUCAGGGCGACGAGUGGUUUGUGCUCCAGCCCAAGAUGGAGGUUGUGACAGAUGUUGGGCUUCAAUAUAAAGGAGAACUGACAGUUGUUCUACGUUACAUUCCCCCAGACAGAAAUCUAAUGCUACCUCUAGGGCAGUUUCAAGGAAAGAAGAGCUUUAAAAAAGGAAAAAAGGGAGACUCUCACAUGCCAUCUGGAGGCAUAUUAGAAGUCCUCAUCAAAGAAGCAAAGAAUUUAACUGCAGUGAAAUCAGGAGGCACAUCUGACACUUUCGUGAAAGGAUACCUGCUUCCAGAUGACAGCAAAGCUACAAAACACAAAACUCCCAUAAUAAAAAAGAGUGUGAACCCCCAGUGGAAUCAUACCUUUGCUUUCAGUGGCUUGAAUUCAAGGGAUAUACGUAAUGUCUGCUUAGAAUUGACUGUGUGGGACAAGGAGUCGCUGUCCAGUAAUAUUUUUCUGGGAGGUGUCCGUUUAAGCACUGGAAAUGGUGUAAGUAAUGGCAAGGAGGUUGAUUGGAUGGACUCUCAAGGGGAAGAGCAGCACCUCUGGCAGAAGAUGAUUGACAGUCCAGGAGCUGCUGUGGAGGGAAUAUUAAUGCUAAGAUCCAGCAUGGGAAAACGCAGACUCAAAGACUUGAACUACUGAGGGGUACCACAGGUACUCCCAUCUUCAGGCUCUUGUCACUUUGCCCAUUUGAAAGUGAAGAAGGGUUGUACUCUUUGCCUUGGAUAUUAAGGCUCCAAGAUUUUAA
This is a messenger RNA of Neopsephotus bourkii (Bourke's parrot), 3360 nucleotides long. RefSeq names its product synaptotagmin like 5 (gene SYTL5). Bases 939 to 3254 code for a protein of 771 amino acids. The transcript has 20 exons. Gene Ontology annotation, cellular component: exocytic vesicle; plasma membrane. Gene Ontology annotation, molecular function: small GTPase binding; phospholipid binding; neurexin family protein binding. The record is from RefSeq and is a predicted model, not a curated record. Gene Ontology annotation, biological process: intracellular protein transport; exocytosis. Lineage: Eukaryota; Metazoa; Chordata; Aves; Psittaciformes; Psittacidae.